Molecule: messenger RNA, 369 nt
Organism: Racocetra persica
Lineage: Eukaryota; Fungi; Glomeromycota; Glomeromycetes; Diversisporales; Gigasporaceae
Source: the annotation of a GenBank genome assembly
AUGAGUGAGUCAUCUCCGGCAGAGUUUGAUAUACUUGACGAAGACGAUGCCCUUGAUUCACCGUUUGAUGUAGGAUUACGUCCAGUAGAUGAUGACCUUGAUCCACUGGCUGAUGUAGGAUUACAUCCAGCAGAUGAUGACCUUGAUCCACUGGUUGAUGUAGGAUUACAUCCAGUAGAUGAUGACCUUGAUCCACUAUUUUAUGUAGGAUUACAUCCAGUAGAUGAUGAUCUUGAUCCAUUGUUUGAUGUAGGAUUACUUUCAGUAGAUGAUAAAGGUUCUUCACAAAAUUCAUUACAAAUUAAAGGGCCUUCACUACAAAUCGAUGAUAUUGAAAUCGAGCUGUCUUCACGUUUAAUGACACGAUAA